Messenger RNA from Penaeus monodon (black tiger shrimp), 207 nucleotides. RefSeq lists its product as uncharacterized. The transcript has 3 exons. The annotation marks the transcript as partial. NCBI's taxonomy places the organism in Eukaryota, Metazoa, Arthropoda, Malacostraca, Decapoda, Penaeidae. The record is from RefSeq and is a predicted model, not a curated record.
GACAAUGAUAAUAAUGAUGAUAAUAAUAAUAAUGAUAAUAACAAUAAUAACGAUAAUAAGAAUAGUAAUGAUAAUGAUAAUGAUGAUGAUGGUGGUAAUGAUGAUGAUUAUGAUGAUGAUGAUAACAAUAAUAAUAAUGAUAACAACGAUAAUGAUAAUAAUGACAAUGAUAAUAAACAAGAAACAGGGGAAAAGGGAACGGACAAC